This is a messenger RNA of Ustilago hordei, 987 nucleotides long. Its product is annotated as putative Pyridoxine biosynthesis protein PDX1. The record is from RefSeq and is a predicted model, not a curated record. Bases 1 to 987 code for a protein of 328 amino acids. Gene Ontology annotation, molecular function: amine-lyase activity. Gene Ontology annotation, biological process: pyridoxal 5'-phosphate biosynthetic process; amino acid metabolic process; pyridoxine biosynthetic process. The transcript has a single exon. NCBI's taxonomy places the organism in Eukaryota, Fungi, Basidiomycota, Ustilaginomycetes, Ustilaginales, Ustilaginaceae.
AUGUCCGCCGAGAACCCAACCAUUCUUCCCGCCUCUAACGGCAACGGCAACGGCAACGGCGCCGCUGCCCCCGCCCGCGUCAACAGCUCUGCUCCCAAGAGCGAUGCCAACCUUGGUACCUUCGGUGUCAAGUCCGGUCUCGCACAGAUGCUCAAGGGUGGUGUUAUCAUGGACGUCGUCAACGCCGAGCAGGCUCGUAUUGCUGAGGAUGCCGGUGCCUGUGCCGUCAUGGCCCUCGAGAAGAUCCCUGCCGACAUCCGUGUCGAGGGUGGCGUCGCGCGUAUGUCCGACCCUGCCAUGAUCAAGGAGAUCCAAGAAACCACCACUGUUCCAUGCAUGGCCAAGGUCCGAAUCGGCCACUUUGUCGAGGCUCAGAUUCUUCAGGCCAUCGGUGUCGACUACAUUGACGAGUCCGAAGUGCUCACCCCCGCCGACGAGGCCCAUCACAUCAACAAGCACAACUUCAAGAUCCCCUUCGUUUGCGGUGCCAAAAACCUCGGCGAGGCUCUCCGUCGUAUUUCGGAGGGUGCCGCCAUGAUCCGAACCAAGGGUGAGGCCGGUACUGGGAACGUCGUCGAGGCUGUUCGUCACCAGCGCACCAUUCAGGGCGAGAUCAAGCGUGUCUCGUCCAUGAGCGACGAGGAGCUCUACGUCUACGCCAAGGACAUCCAGGCUCCCUUCCACCUUCUCAAGGAGACUGCUCGCUUGAAGCGAUUGCCAGUUGUUAACUUUGCUGCCGGUGGUAUCGCUACCCCUGCCGAUGCUGCUCUCAUGAUGCAGCUCGGCAGUGACGGUGUCUUUGUCGGCUCUGGCAUCUUCAAGGGCAACAACCCUGAGCAGCGUGCUCGUGCCAUCGUCGAAGCCGUUACCCACUACAACGACCCUGCCAAGCUUGCCGCUGUUUCCGAGAACCUUGGCGAGGCCAUGGUCGGUCUCAACAUCACCAAGGACUUGAAGGGUGGCCGCCUUGCUGACCGCGGCUGGUAA